Gordionus sp. m RMFG-2023 is the source of this 2682-nucleotide messenger RNA. RefSeq names its product probable serine/threonine-protein kinase dyrk2. Gene Ontology annotation, biological process: peptidyl-threonine phosphorylation; peptidyl-serine phosphorylation. The record is from RefSeq and is a predicted model, not a curated record. Gene Ontology annotation, cellular component: cytoskeleton; nucleus; cytoplasm. NCBI's taxonomy places the organism in Eukaryota, Metazoa, Nematomorpha, Gordioida, Chordodea, Parachordodidae. The transcript has 11 exons. The coding region runs from base 89 to 2593 and encodes 834 amino acids. Gene Ontology annotation, molecular function: protein serine/threonine kinase activity; ATP binding; protein serine/threonine/tyrosine kinase activity.
CCCCCGUAAUUACAAGCCACAGUGACACCUCUCCCUCCUCACAACAUUGUUGGACCUGACGUGAAGGUACUUAUUCACUGCAACUCGGAUGACCAAUCGAUACUCCUCUCCUCAAGAAAUGUGCACUUCAACCCUACAGCAGCAUCAUGAUAAUUUUAGGCAAAAAGAUUUCAUCGAUUCAUUUCAAUUCUUAAAAAAUUUAUGGGAAUCAAAGAGUUCAAAUUCGGGUAAUCGGUGCUCAAAUACCGCCGAAAUAUACGGGCUUGGACCCGAUGCCAAUAGCUGCACAAGGACCUCACCAAAAACUUUAUCGAAAUUUUCCAAGAGAGCUACCAACUACUAUCAACCAGCAAAUGCUUCUCGCGAUAAAUCGGAAAACGCCGAUAUCAUAAAGCGGUUAUCUGGCAAGGGCUCUAAUCAGGAACUCGUGCCGGACAUUAGCCAUUUGACCCUGACCAAGAUAUUGGAAAAGGAUAAAUUUCUAAGUAAAAAUAAAGGGGAUUAUCAAAUCGACCCCCUCAUCACCCGAAUGGGGAGUAAUAACAAGUUUUCGAUACCAUCUUUAUUAAAUCAAAAAAAAACUUCGGUGUGCGACAGUACAACUUUUUCGCUCAACAAGAAUGACUAUAAUUAUAGGCGAAUGUUAGGUCUGAAAAAAAAAUCGGAUUUAUAUUCAAUCCACGAUCGGGAAAAUAAACCUGUCGUCAAAGAAAGAAAAUUGAGUCCGAGUGGCAUUUUAACAACCGCGCCCAAUUACGAAUCCUAUAAUAGUAAAAAUUACGAUGACCUCAAUAAAUUCUCAUCAUCCGGUGAUCCUAAACCGUACAUCAGACGAUCGGGAUCUUAUCCCUAUUCUCCUAAAGAGGUCUUGAAGUUGUUCGCUCAUCAUUUGACACCCUUCGAGCACAAGGAGAUUUUGAAAUACGAUGAAGUUUGGUACCUUGGACACGUGAACAAAAAGCAAACGCCCCUGAGAUCAUCGACUACCUUGGGCGCCUCUCUCGAUUCCGGGUACGACGAGAAAGAAAUUCCGAAUAUGAACUAUGAUUUCAAAAGCAAUAAAAAGGCCACUAGUUGUUUUAACGAUGAUAAUGAUGAUAAUAAUAAUAACAACAAUACUACUAAUAAUAAAUACACUACUAAUACUGAUACAGAGUCAUAUUUGAACCCGAAUCACACGGAUAAGGAGGGGCUAUAUAAAAUUGUUGUCGGAGACCACAUUGCGUAUCGAUACGAAAUAAUUGAUAUUUUAGGGCAAGGAUCUUUUUCACAAGUUGUCAAAGCUUACGAUCACAAAGAUCAAAAAUAUAUGGCUUUAAAAAUAAUACGGAAUAAGAAAAGAUUUCACCAACAAGCUCUGACCGAAAUAAAACUUUUGAAUAAUCUACAGAAUUCUUUAUAUUCAAGUAAUCUAGAUCAAACGGUUAAAAUGAUGGAUCAUUUUUACUUUCGUCAUCAUUUGUGCAUCCUUUUUGAAUUAUUAGGGCCCAGUCUAUAUGACAUGUUAAAGAAGACAAAUUUUCGAGGUUUUCGAUUGGACCUUGUCAAGGAUAUAACCCGAUCUCUCCUAAAAUGUUUAUCGACGCUCCGUAAACAUAGGAUCAUUCAUUGUGAUUUCAAACCCGAAAAUAUUCUGGUCAAACCUCACACUAAAUUUGAUAUCAAAAUUAUCGAUUUUGGAUCGAGCUGUUAUGAAAAUGAACAAAUUUACACGUACAUCCAAAGUCGUUUUUAUCGAUCUCCAGAAGUCAUUUUAGGGACUUCGAAAUACACAACUGCCAUUGAUAUUUGGUCUUUGGGUUGCGUGGCGGCAGAAUUGUAUACCGGAUUUCCCAUAUUUCCCGGGGAAGACGAAAAGGAUCAAUUAUCCUGUUUCGUUGAAAUGUUGGGAUUGCCACCUAAGGAAAUGAAUUACUCUUGUGAAAGAUGGAAUGAAUUUUUCGAUUCAAAAAGUAAUCUACGAUAUGCCACCAAAAGGGGACAGAGAUUACCUAACAGUAAAAAUCUUUCCAACGCUUUGAAGUGUGACGAUUACUUGUUUAUCGAUUUUCUGUACAAAUGUUUUAGGUGGAAUCCCAAAGAAAGGAUGACUCCUAGAGAGGCGCUAGUGCACCCUUGGGUAAUCGGGGAUGUUUUGAAUGGCGAUAACAACCCAAUUACACCAAAACCUAUCAAAAAUGAUCUCACAUAUUACAAAAAUAGCAAUAAUUUAAACGAUUAUGAAUAUGAUUAUACCAAAAAUGAGAAGAAAUAUGGUAAAAAUAAGUUAAGCAGUAAAAGUAUGAACUAUUCCAAUGACAACAAUUACUACACGAGUCUUAUGAAUGACAAAGACGACACCUAUUUGAAAAACUACGACAAUAAUAUAUCCGUUUACACAUCUUGCUACGAUAUCUCUAAUAAACACUACAUUUACCCAGCUAUUAAAACUAAAACCAAAAUGAACACCAUCAAUUAUCCAUCUAUCAACAAGGCCAAUAAAGAAUUAUUUCAAAAAAACCCCAUCUAUCCUCUGUCAUGUAAAUUGCAACAUCUAGAAACUAACAGCAACGAUUAUAUACAUAAUGAAUAUAAUGGGUUUGUUAACAAAUAAUAGCAUUUUAAUUUGAAUACACGGAUGAAUUUGAUUGGUUCAUUAUGUUUAUUACAAUAAUUUUUUAGAAAUCUCAAUUCUUAUUUCUA